CAGCCCUGUUUAUGAAAUAAAAUAGUAGUUAAUGAUGAUCAAUAAUUUUGACCAACAUGCCAAGACAAAGAAAACUGUAUUUUAUAGUCCGAAUUUUAUUUCUGAAUUCGUGAUUUGUAUAAUGAUGAAAGUGAAUAUCCACAUUUAAGUCAUAAAUACUCCCAGAAAAAUCACGUUAGUUUAAUGACCAAUCUGUAGAAAUAUUCCUGAAGCUUUUUUUAUUUAAUAGUACCUUAGAUUCUGGAAUGACCUUUUCCUCACUGAAACAACGAUAUCAAUAAAAAAGAGUCAAUCUAUCAUGACAAGAGAACUGAAACAAUUAAAUAUCCCAUCCCAAUGAAAUCAAUUAUUAUUUUAGAAAGUUUAUUUCAAUCAAUUGACUUUCGACAGUUGAUCAAGAUUACAUGUGACUAUGACAUGACAAACUUUCUUUUUAUUAAAACCAAAAGUCUAAAUAUUUUAUUUCUAGAUUAGUUGUACACAUGACUAAUAAUAUGCUUCUAUUGGAAAAUUUACCCAAUGAAAUAAUCAUUGAAUUAUUUAAAUAUAUUAAAGCUCGAGAUCUUUUUCAAUCUUUUUAUAAUUUAAACUCUCGUUUUAAUUAUUUAAUUCAAUCUCUCACUCAUCUUACUUAUUCAACAGAUAAAAAUGAUAAUUAUACUCUUUCAUAUCCAUUUAUUUGUACAUUAAUUAUUAAUACUAAAAUCGAAAACAAGCUAACUUGUUUUUCUAAUUUACAUCGUCUUAUUUUGGAUUAUGUAACAGAUGAUUUAAUAUCACAAUUGAACAAUAAUAUUUUACCUAAUUUAGAAUAUCUUGCAAUUUCACAUACAGUUGGUCCAUUCUAUAUGCCUGAUUUACGUGCAAUAAUUUUUUCAAAUACAUUUUCAAAUUUAAAAUAUUGUUAUAUAUCACGAAUGACACCACCGUAUACAAGUCGUGAAUGGACACAAUCAUUAUCAUUACGUUUUUUAAAAGUAAACGAUAUUGAUUCAUCUAUAUAUAUAUCCAUUCUUUUGGCAUGUCCAAAUUUAUAUUUUCUAAAAUUUAAAUUACCAAAAAAAUCAAAAAUACAAUCGCAUAUUGUAGUACAUACUAGUCUUAAACGGUUAAUAAUCAAUAUGCAUUAUGAUGAGUGGCCUUGGGAUGAUAGUAUAUUAGAAGAUUAUUUAUCAUGUGUACCUAAUCUCGAACAGUUUAGAAUAUGUCGAUCAAUAUCAGUAGAUUCGAAUACAAUAGGUUACUUUCAGUGUUAUGAUUGGCUUUCAACAAUAAUUUCGAAGCAUUUAUUGACGCUUGAUCGAUUUAAGUUUGAUUUACGUAUUAAACGACCGAGUGGAUUAAUCGAGUAUGAUUUUCAAGACAUUUGCCGGUGUUUAAAGAAAACAUUUAAUAAUAUUUUUAAAGAUCGAUAUCAAAGUCGACUGGUAGUUUUUUGA
Rotaria sp. Silwood2 is the source of this 1439-nucleotide messenger RNA. NCBI's taxonomy places the organism in Eukaryota, Metazoa, Rotifera, Eurotatoria, Philodinida, Philodinidae. The record is from the annotation of a GenBank genome assembly.